ACAAUACGCAUUAGUUACAGCUUGUUAGUUGCUUCGUAGUGUUUACCAUUUAGUGACGUAGUUAUUUCCAUGCUUAUAAUUGUCGUGUAAAUAGAUUUAAUUCACCUUAUAAUCAUUUACAACUAUCUUAUUAUCAACGAGUACUGGAAUUUGUAAAUUCGAAAAUCACAUUUACACAUAACAUUACAAUUUUGACUAGUAUUUUUGGAACUUAAUAUUAGCUCAUAUCUACAAACACGCAGAUACACAUACAUACAAUCAUAAUAAUAAUAUGACAGUCAGUCGUCCAAAACCAAGUGCUAGUCCAUCAGAUGAUUCAGCAGUUGGUGAUAUGAAUAGCAAUGGGACAAGUACAACAAGUAGUAGCAAUGGCGAGGCUACUUGUCCGGAAACUACUUCAACAACGACAGAAAGUCUAACUGAAUCGUAUACAAAAUUAGCAUUGAGUAAAAGACAAACAUCUCUAGUGAUAGAAUCUACAGCUGAUUCAAACGAUCCAGGAAAAAUGUUUAUUGGUGGUUUGAGUCCUACUACAACAUCUGAAGGCUUACGGGAUUACUUCCAAAAAUAUGGUGAACUUAGAGAGUAUAUGAUUAUGCGUGAUCCUCUUACAAAACGAUCAAGGGGUUUUGGAUUUGUUACAUUUUCUGAUCCAAUGUGUGUAGAAAAAGUCCUUGAAGCCGCUCCACAUAUUUUGGACUUCAAAAAGAUUGACCCAAAACUUGCAGUUCCACGUAAACCUGGACAGAAUGCAAAAUUAUCCACAAGAACUAAACGUGUAUUUAUUGGUGGGGUUGCAACUCAAACAACAAAUGAAGAACUUAGUGAAUACUUUAGUCAAUUUGGAAAGCUGGAAUCAUGUGAAUUGAUGAUGGACAAAUCAACUAAUCGACAUAGAGGUUUCGGUUUUGUCACCUUUGAAUCAGAAGAAUCGGCGGAGAAAGUCUGUGAAAUCCACUUCCAUGAUUUGCAUAAUAAAAUGGUUGAAGCCAAAAAAGCAGUUCCCAAAGAAGUGAUGAGUACAAACAACUCCUUAAUCAAACAAAGGCAUCAGUUCAUUCGUGCACCGAUUCCUCACUUUCUACCUGGGCAAUUAAAUGGAGCUGCGGCAGCCGCAGCAGCUGCAGCUGCUACAUAUACAUUAACGGCAACAUCACCAAUUACAGCACGUCAACCAAGUGCCUAUGCCUACUUACCUGGAUACUAUUUAUCCCCAGGAACCCCAAUGUUCUAUAAUCCAUCAACUGGCGUCGUAGUCAAUCCACACACAGGACUCUUGCCUUCUACACUGAAGGCAAACCAACUAAGAACUCUUCAAGAUUCUCAAAUAGGAAGUUAUGAAUUGCUCAAUUCAUCAACUGAUUUAAUUUCUCUAUUCACCCAUUCAUUACAGACAGUUCAACCGACUACAUUUAUUGCUUCCAAAUCACCUGAUUCGAUGUUUACUGGCACAGUAAGCAAUUACAAUAAUAUUGGUAAUCAGAAUAAUAGUCAGAUGAACAAACAAAUUAUUGAUCCUAAUACAAACAUUAACAAAAUGAACAUAAAUUGCAGGCAAUCAGUAACGCACUAUGAUGGAGAAAAUGUGGCAGAAUUUCUCAGCAACAGCAAUAGAUCUAAUAAAUUACAAUUUCUACUGAAUCCAAUGAAUAUACCGUCAUUACUACCGAACGGUGAAACUGUUAAUAAUAAUUCACUAUCUAGUUCAUCAACCCACUGUCUCCAAACAGAUAUAACCAGAGCAAAAUCUGACUCCAUUACGAUAAACCACCAUUCGCAUCCAACUAUCACCCACCUUUCCAAUUGUCAGUCUUUUUAUAAUCAUCAUCAGCACCAACAACAAAUAUUAGGCCCACCACCUGUCCCACUUCCUCAACAAUCAUCGCUUGCUGGAAUGAAUUAUCAUCAGGUUACUGGGUCAGAUAAUCAUCUGACAAAUGGACAAGCGCAUUAUAUUUUUACAGGUACACCCAAUGACCCAGAUCCUGGUCAUACAAAGAUCUUUCACAGUCAUUUACAAAACUCACCAGUUGCAAUAAUUCCUGAGUUGGACUAUAACGCUUGUCCGAUUAUUCACACGUACACAAAUGGGUGAUGGUAUCUAGCAUACAAUGUUGUGUCACACAAGAAAAUUGUGCACAACAAUAAAUUUUUAUCUUUGUCAUAUCAUCAAAAAAAUAUUGAAAUUGAUUAGUCAACCUAUGAAAAAUCUACUGUUUCGCUUCAAUUAUUCCUCAUAUUCGCUUGCCAUCUACACUCCUCUAGAAGAUAUGAACUAGAUCUUGGAUUCUUCUUCAGCUUAUUUCAUCUUCAAAGUCGAUAUCGCCAUUCGUCUGUAUAAUGUAAAUAUGGUUAAAAAAAACUGUCCAUUUGAAUUUACAUUCUCAUCCUUAUCUCUUUCUCUCUCCCUCACUGUCUUUGAAUUACUUAAACUCUCACAAUGAAGAUUUUGUUACCCUUUAUUGUGUUUAUGUACCAGUCGUCUUGGCUCAGGUGAACAGUCUCACAUCCUCUGAACAACUGAGAAAAAAACCACCAGUUUCAUAUGACGUCCAAUCAGAUUUUGUGUAUUGAAAUAGUAAUGUACAUCAUGCAUCUUUAUCUCAUUGAUCAAUCACUGCUCAAUCUAUCACUGUCUCACAUCUAACCAACUACUUGAAUCUCUGAUUUUCUCUUCAACUUUCACUAAACCAUAUCGAAUUACUGACUUUUUGAAUAAUAUUUUAAAAUUGUAUCUAUCUCAUUCCUCACUUGCCUAUUAUUUUGUCAGGUAGUGGAGUUUUUCCUUUUUUUUCCGAUUUAUCAAGAUAACCAACUAUGCACUUUCAUGAUAGAGAAAAUGAAAAUUUCCACGAAGAGGGAGAAGUUGCAUCACCUAGUAAAUGGAAUAAAUCUUUGUGGAAACUUUUUCUCAACAAAAUUAACUUUCUCCUCUUGAUCAGUGAAUUUAUAAAGCACAAUUUAAAAGAAAUAACCUUUUUGUCCACAAAGAAAAAUUCAAUCAUUUAAAUUGUGACGUUCUUGUUAAAAUCAAUUUUUUCUAGAUAAAAAUCAAUUUUUAAAGGUACAUUAAUCUAUAAAAUACCGUAAAAGUUCAAUGAAAUUUUGAUUAUAGACUUAAAAUUGAAUUAAUUAAUAAUCACUUUUAUUUAUUGUUUAAAAUGACAGAGAAAGAAAAUUAACUCACAGGCUUUUAUCUUUAAAAGAUAUUUUCCUUCAUCUUUAUUUUGGAAAACAUUGAAAAAUUCAUUAUAUAAAAAUAUAUUAUGAUUAUUUAUUAACGAUGGUAUGGUUUUUUACAUUCCUUAUUCCUAUGGCAUAUUUCUAUUCCUUUGUGACUGUAUACCAAAGAUGUACAAACAAUGAAAUUAAUUUAAUUUCUUCAACAAUCCCACAUCCGCAGACAUUACCCCAUUUAACCAACUAAUCCCGAUCCUGAAUCGAUAAUUUGACUAUUAAAACUUUCGAAAUAUUCAGUCUGUUUUCUUUGAAUCGACAUUAAAGCAUACAUUCACAUAAUUUUCAUAAAAUUAUCACAUUAAAUAAUUAAUAAGAAAAAAAGUAAUUGGAACAUUGAUAGUCAUUAUUAUGAUGAAUCACUACAAAGCUUGAGAUUGCAUAAAACACCGGAAUUCACGAUAGACAUUAUUUUACGUAGCUCAUUGCUAACUAGAUAAUGAAUGGCAUUUCAAAAUUUCUAUCAACUUGCAAUUUCUCAACUUCUUAAAUCUUCUCACUUUCAUAGUGUUUUCUACUCAACUUCUCAUCACCAGUCUAAUAUAAACUAUUCUAUUGUGUUCAAUGCAAAAAACUGAGGAUUCAACAGGCUUCAGUCUCUUUUAU
This is a messenger RNA of Heterobilharzia americana, 3843 nucleotides long. The record is from the annotation of a GenBank genome assembly. NCBI's taxonomy places the organism in Eukaryota, Metazoa, Platyhelminthes, Trematoda, Strigeidida, Schistosomatidae.